AUGGCUUCCAGAUUGUUCAAUACUACUUUAAAGACUCUUCCAAGAGUUGCUGCUACUCGUUUGGCUACCAAAUGGAUUAGACCCUCCAUUGUUCCUCAGAUGAGAUUAUACUCUGAUUCUACUGCUUCUCAAUUGAAGCAAGUUCUUAGCUCUGAAUUGAAGAUCUCCAAGUCUUUGCCAUUGGAAUUCGAUGCCACCUAUCAAGAAUACUUGGACAAGCAAGGGUUCUCAUUGAUUGAAACCGAUGGUACUUCUGCUGUUGAAUUGGUUAAGACUGCAUCUGAUGGAAACAUUAUUCAUGUCUACUUUGAUGUUGAUGAGAUCACUGAUAUCCCAGUUGAAGAAAACUUUGAAGAAGAAGCUGAAGUUGGCGAAGAUUCCUUGGAAGAAGAGUAUGGUGCCAUGGACUCUAUGCUCUCUAACGUUAAGAUCUUAAUUGAAAACAAGGGUCGUAAUGAUGGUUUAUUCAUGAACUUGUAUUUGCAAAACACUGAUCUGUCAUUCUUGGUUGACUUUGUUAAUUACCAAAAGGAUGCUACUAAGUUUGUCACUGAAAACGUUGCUAAGGGUGAAUUCAUUGAUAAAUUCCAAUACCAAGGUCCAAGAUUCUCUGAUUUGGAUGAAUCUUUACAAGUUGCCUUUGAAGAAUAUUUGGAAGAAAGAGGGAUUAACGAGGAAUUAGCUGAAUUUGUUAUUUCUUACUCGGAAGUUAAAGAAGAAAAGGAAUACAGAAACUGGUUGGGAGAAGUUAACAACUUUUUGUAA
Lizanozyma spartinae is the source of this 765-nucleotide messenger RNA. RefSeq names its product Mam33p (gene MAM33). Gene Ontology annotation, cellular component: mitochondrial matrix. The transcript has a single exon. The coding region runs from base 1 to 765 and encodes 254 amino acids. The record is from RefSeq and is a predicted model, not a curated record. Gene Ontology annotation, biological process: cytosolic ribosome assembly. Lineage: Eukaryota; Fungi; Ascomycota; Pichiomycetes; Serinales; Debaryomycetaceae.